This is a messenger RNA of Cannabis sativa, 1916 nucleotides long. Its product is annotated as rhomboid-like protein 15. Gene Ontology annotation, cellular component: Hrd1p ubiquitin ligase ERAD-L complex; proton-transporting V-type ATPase, V0 domain; endoplasmic reticulum membrane. Gene Ontology annotation, molecular function: proton-transporting ATPase activity, rotational mechanism; misfolded protein binding; serine-type endopeptidase activity. The transcript is spliced from 11 exons. Gene Ontology annotation, biological process: proton transmembrane transport; endoplasmic reticulum unfolded protein response. Bases 326 to 1546 code for a protein of 406 amino acids. Lineage: Eukaryota; Viridiplantae; Streptophyta; Magnoliopsida; Rosales; Cannabaceae. The record is from RefSeq and is a predicted model, not a curated record.
UUUUUUUAUUUAGAAAAAUAAGAAAUUGGUCAAAAAAACUCCAUAUCCUAAUAUUUUGUAAACUUUCCAGAUAGUAUUUUUGUAAGUUCUCUUUUAGUUUACGGGGCCCAAAAGUUUUUGAGCUCAUAUCUCUAUCGGGCAUAAAGUCUUCGGGUCAACCCAAUUUAGAAAGAUCCGAAUGGGAUCAGUAUCGUUGGAAGUUGGAAACUUGGGCGAGAUGGCGGAGGAGAAUUCGAGAAUAUAGCGGUUGGUAGUGGUGCCAACUUCAUAAGGCAAACAAAUUUCAAAACCAAGUCUCAGUCUCGCUCAAACACACUCACUCAAAAUGAGACCCAACAUUGUUUCUGAGGCAGGGUUGCAGACAAGGUUGGGGCAAUGGUGGGAAAGCAUUCCGGUCCUUACUUCUGGGAUUGUGGCCGUUUGUGGGAUUAUUUACUUGGUGUGUCUCUUGGUAGGAUAUGACUCUUUUGUUGAAGUAUGCUUCUUGCCUUCUGCAGUUGCAUCACAUUUCCAAGUCUACAGGAUUUUUACCUCGGUUCUGUUUCACGGCUCAAUACUUCACGUGCUCUUCAACAUGAUGGCAUUCGUUCCUUUGGGUUCUGAGCUUGAGAGAAUCAUGGGAUCUGUCCGCUUGUUGUACUUGAUUAUUUUGUUGGCCAUCAGCAAUGCUCUUUUUCAUCUUCUAAUUGCACUUUUGGUCAUGUAUAACCCAAUCCACUCGGAUGGUUAUCUGAUGAAUGAGUGUGCAAUAGGCUUUUCAGGAAUAUUGUUCUCUAUGAUUGUUAUAGAAACAAGUCUCAGUGGAGUCCAAUCUAGAAGUGUGUUUGGACUAUUUAAUGUGCCUGCUAAGUGGUAUGCAUGGAUCUUGUUGAUUGUGUUUCAGCUUCUUAUGACAAACGUCUCAUUACUAGGACACCUAAGUGGCAUAUUAUCUGGCUUUGCAUAUACUUAUGGCUUCUUCAACUUCCUAAUGCCUGGAGCAGCAUUCUAUUCUGCUAUUGAGGCCUCAUCUUGGCUUGCAUGUUGUGUUAGGCGACCCAAAUUUAUUUUGUGCACUGGUGGGAAUCCUACUAGCUACAUCCCAACACAUUCAACCCAAAAUACAACAUCCAGUGGAUUGUUUUCUGGAAAUGCGUGGAGGAACUUGUCUUCUUGGAUGCCACAGAGAGGAACAUCUACUGAGUCAACUGUAGACAGUAGAUUUCCUGGGGCAGGAAGGACACUUGGAUCUACAAGAACUCAGACGGGCCCUGCUGAUAAUUCAGAUUCAAACCUUCAGGUUAGACUUUUGGAUGAUAGUAGUCCACCAUCAGACACAGCAGCAACUGGCACAGGACAGCCAUUAUCUGAUGGAAGGCGAGUAGUACAACAUGCAGCAACAACUCCCGGGAUCCCAAUACAAGGUUCAGUCGCAUCUGAAGAAGAAAUCCAGAAACUUGUAGCUAUGGGAUUUGAAAAGACACAGGUAGAAGUUGCCCUGGAAGCUGCAGAAGGAGACCUGAAUGUGGCAGUGGAAAUUCUUAUGAGCCAACAGGUUCGUCUUUAAGAUUUAGUUUUCUCCAGUGUUUGAUGAUUUGUCAUUUUAUUUUGACUAAUGGUGAUUUUGACUUAAUCUGCAGGGUUAAUUUGUUGAGCCUCUAGUGACCAAUUUCAGUUAGCUUGUUUCUCCUCUCAAUCUCGUGUAUGUUUGAUUUUUGUUUUUUUACAUGUGGGUGUACUUUGUAUGUAGUAGUUUUUACUAAUUCUAAACUCUGACAUUGUUUGGAACAGAGGAGAAAAUAUUCUGAAACAUAGUAAAAACAAAACUGUACACUAACGAAAUACUUCAGAAGAUAUAUCACAAAAUGGUCUUGUAAAGAUGUUUGGAGACGUAUACAUGAACCGGAAAAUUAUUCAAUUGAAAAUAUGGUUUUGUA